AUCACGUUGGUCCUUUGCCUGCUCUGCAAACCUGCAUCUUGAGCAUACAAAUCCAAGCAAGGUCAAAAUAACAUGAAUAAUUGAAAUAUUUACAAAUGUUUUUUCUUGCUCUCAGGCCAAGUUAUCAAGAAUGCAGCUGUGUCAAUAGCAGGAUCUCUGCUUAACGGUUUCGCGUCAGUAGGAUCGACGCUCGCUAAAGCUGGGAUGGACCUGAUCGCUGCUAAGUUUGGGAUGGUCCCACCGAAGCCACCAUGCAUCAACAAACCACCACAAUUGAUCCCACCGCCAAACCGCAUCGUCAUUAACAGGCCUGACAACAUCAUCCCAUCUUUUUAUCCCCCACCUGCGCCGGCUGCUCAAUACCACCAUCCUCUUAUCUACCCUCCAGUAGUGCCAGAAAGGAGUUUCUACAGGAAACCAACCACCCACCACGGAUUCAAAAGGCCCGCUGGAUCACGUUUCGCGAUAAUGGAUAUGCCCAGAUUUGAUGCUCAAGCAUUCGAGGCGUUCCAAUAUGGAAAGAAAUGA
Trichoplusia ni (cabbage looper) is the source of this 528-nucleotide messenger RNA. RefSeq lists its product as uncharacterized. The coding region runs from base 205 to 528 and encodes 107 amino acids. The transcript has 3 exons. Lineage: Eukaryota; Metazoa; Arthropoda; Insecta; Lepidoptera; Noctuidae. The record is from RefSeq and is a predicted model, not a curated record.